Molecule: messenger RNA, 1650 nt
Organism: Mizuhopecten yessoensis (Yesso scallop)
Lineage: Eukaryota; Metazoa; Mollusca; Bivalvia; Pectinida; Pectinidae
Exons: 1
Coding region: 1-1650 (549 amino acids)
Biological process (GO): positive regulation of DNA-templated transcription
Cellular component (GO): nucleoplasm; chromatin
Molecular function (GO): zinc ion binding; ubiquitin-protein transferase activity
Source: RefSeq, a predicted model, not a curated record
AUGUCUGCACAACUCAACGCAUUUUCUAAAUGUCCAAUUCGAGCCAAAGGUGACCCAGCGUGUCCGCUUCACAGGGACAUGACAGUGACGUCACUGUGCCGUUAUUGUACAAAACUGGUCUGUGUUAAAUGUAAAUCGUCUGAGCAUGCUGAACACCUUACAAUGGACUUACACACAGCCGUUUCUAAGAAGAAAUGCGAAAUACAGCAAUAUACAAGCCAGAAGGCUAAUAUAAAGUUAUCGCAACUUCAGCAGAUCAUCAAAUUAAAACGAGAUGAAUUUAAGAAGAUUGGAAAAACAUUAGACGACACCCAGAUCGAAAUUAGAGAAAAUAGGAAGGCCAUAAAACAAAACCUGGAUCAAAUAUCUGACGAAUGGUGUCGCACGUGUGAAAGACUCAAGCAACAAAAUACGCAUGCCCUGGAUGAGCUGCAAUCAGCAUGUGCCACGCUAGAACAUUACAUUCAGGCGAGCAGGAAACUCAUGCUUCAAGAGGGAUCAGAUGUUCUGAUAUAUGACACCGACAUUGGACCUUACACUAACACCACCACAAUGCCAAUACCUGUCCUGUCUACAGCUGUAUUCACGCCUUCCGUAAACAGGGUAACACUUCUCGAACAAGCUUUUGGUGUACUGAAAACAUCUGAAACCUUAAACGAAAGUGCCGAUGAGAAAACAGACAAAAACGUAGAUGUGACGACAUGUGGAAAAGAUUGCAAGAAAAUGCCAAAACCCGACACAAAAUUGGAGACUAUCGGGAUACCUACACCACCAGUAAUACUUGAGAACAAAGAAACGGCAUCGCCUGAAGCGAAAGUAGACAGUGAAGAAUCGCUGCCACCUAAGGUUGCGUCAAACACGAAACAAAUGUUUGACUUCGAGGCUAGAGGUUACACUUUUCACAUCCAUGAUAUCAGUCCAGAAUCUGACCAAUCCACAUGGGUGUGCUAUAGGGAAAGUUCCAUGGUCGCACAGCUCGACAGAAAAGGAGCGGUGUUAAAAGAGAUCGAAUGCGAAGGAGUAGUAAACGGUAUAUCGGUAUCCCCGACAACAGGUCGCCUCUGGGUGUGCGUGGGCCGGUCCGUGUACGAGAUUACUUCUUCCGGUGCCUCUCUGUUACGAUUCUACACUGAUGCGGAUCAAACGUGCCUUUGUUUAUCACACGACAGCCGGGUCAUUGUUGGAAUGUUGAAUUCUACUAUAGGUGUAUACAAUACAAGGGGUGUGUGUCUCAAAACGGCAAAACAACGAGGUAGUCCUCUGAAGGUUGCGGAAUGUCCAGUCACGGGAAACACUGCAGUAGUCUUGUCAACCGCCGCGAACAAGAUGUCAGGACUUUCCAUUUUAAACAAAAAAAUGGAAGAAAUUGGUAGUUUUGAUUUGAACAUCGAUGGAAACUCCUUGAAUCCACGUGAUGUUACUUAUGACGUAAAAGGAAAUGCUUUAGUGGCCGCUGUGGGACUAGUUCCUCAUCGUUGUCACCUCUUUCUCCUCCUUGACAACCGUGGCAGUGUUAAGCGGGUGCUGGGCAAGCACAGCUCGGAAAGAUGUAGCUCUCCUCUGAUUGGAGUCGAUAAGGUCAAAUGUCUGUGGAUCGUAAGUCACCGCGAUCAAACGUCACCACAACGCGUUCAGGCUCUACAAUAUUGA